Molecule: messenger RNA, 1993 nt
Organism: Daktulosphaira vitifoliae (grape phylloxera)
Lineage: Eukaryota; Metazoa; Arthropoda; Insecta; Hemiptera; Phylloxeridae
Product: protein IWS1 homolog
Exons: 11
Coding region: 140-1852 (570 amino acids)
Biological process (GO): poly(A)+ mRNA export from nucleus
Cellular component (GO): nucleus
Source: RefSeq, a predicted model, not a curated record
GUCUCUUCAUUCAUUAGCUGCAAAUCCCUAAUACUGAGUAAGAAAAGGAUAAUUUAGAUUAAAAAGAUUUCAUACAAGUCGUGAUUUUUUUUAAUUUUCGAAGGUGACAAUAUCUUAUUUUAUUCAGGAUUUUAAAAAAAUGCGACAUUUAAAUCCUCAUACAAAAAAUGACUCAAAUGUCAGUAGUAUAAAUCAAGAUUCAUUACUUGGAACAAGUAAUGAGUUAAAUGAAGACAGUGAUACUACAAAUAUUUAUCAUGGUGAAACUAUCCAAAUAAAUUCUAGCACGUCUGAUGAUACAACUAAAAUUAGUGAUACUGAAAAUAAAUUAGAAAUAUCACAGUCUCUCGAACGAUCAUCUCGAUCUAGGUCUCGAGCCACAUCACAUUCUUCAAAUCAUUCAUCAAAGUCACGUUCUGUAUCACCCACACAAUCAGAUAAUGAAAUCCAUUCUAGUAACAAAUCAAAAUCUUCAUCUCCAUCUUCUUUAAGGUUAAAAUCACAAUCUAGAUCUAGAUCCAGAAGUUCUAUGUCUUCUACUGAUUCACAUUCAUCUAUUCACAAAAAUAAAAAUAAACGUUUGAAAAUUGAUUCUGAUUCAGAUAGUGAAUUACAAACAAACAAAAAUACUACCUCUGAAAAUAAAUCUGAUGAAGAAAUAGAGCAAAAUGAAAUUAAGAAGAAAAAAUUUAAGAAGGUGAAAAUUAUGUCUGACUCUGAAUCAGAUAAUGAAAAUAAUGAUUCUAGUCCUUUGAAUCAUAAAACACAUGCUGUAUCUGAUGAUGAAGAUUGUGACAAUGAUAAUAGUAAAGUAUCUAAUAAUGCUGAGGAUCAGAAUGAAGUUUUACCAGAUAUAUCAGAUGAUUCAGAAGCUGAUGAAACAAGUGUUGUACAAACUACUGGUGAUAAUGAUGAUGAAGAAUUGGAUGAUCCUAAUGAUAACAAUGAAAAUCGAAAUAAUGAGCAAGGAGUAUCUGAUUUUGACCUUAUGAUGAUGAAAAAAAAAGAAGAACAAUCAUGGAAACGACGCAGGAAGGAUAUUGAUAUUAUCAAUGAUAAUGAUGAUAUUAUAGCGGGUUUGAUUGGUGAUAUGAAACAUGCAGCUGAGGUUGACAGGCAACUUAAUAAAGAAGGAAAACCAGCUAUUAACAAAAUAACCAUGUUGCCAAAAUGUCUAUCACAAUUGAAGAAACAUAAUUUAAUGUUGGCAUUUGUUGAACACAAUGUAUUAAAUGUCUUCACUGAUUGGUUAGCACCUAUGCCUGAUAGAAGUCUACCAUCACUUCAAGUGCGAGAAUCUCUUCUAAAACUUUUAGCAGAUUAUCCCCCCAUUGAGCAAUCUACACUUAAGUAUUCUGGAAUAGGAAAAGCUGUCAUGUAUUUGUACAGACAUCCAAAAGAAACUAAAGAAAACCGAGAACGAGCUGGUCGGCUUAUUAAUGAAUGGGCUCGACCUAUUUUUAAUCUGUCAACUGAUUUUAAGGCUAUGUCCAAAGAAGAGAGAGAACAAAGAGAUUUAGAACAAAUGCCACGAAAAAAACGUUCAAAUAUGGAACGUAAUAAAAAUGAUGAUGAUGAUGAUGACUAUGAUGAUGAUGAUGAAGAAGAAAGUCCUAAAACAUUAAAACCAGGAGAUAAAGGUUGGAUAGCAAGAGCACGUGUGCCUGCACCAUCAAACAAAGACUAUAUUAUUCGACCAAAAUCAAAUACUGAUACUGAUAUUUCUAAGGCUGUAAAACGACCAAUGAAUCGUUUCGAAAAACAUUUAAAAAACUUUAUGGACAGUAAGAGGAACGGUCAAGCCAAGCAUGCUGUACCUAUUUCAAUUGAAGGUAGAAAAAUGGGUUUGUAAAUAAUUAUUUAUAAACCUGAUAUUUUACUACAGAUUAUGUUUUCGUGUAUAUUUUUGUUGUAUUAUUUUUAUUUAUACCGUAUAUGUAAAAAAUGUAUGACAAUUAUUAUUAAGGUUAAGUAUUUUUUUCUAUUUCUAUGA